ACGCUCACGUCGCCCCUCGCCUUGGUCCACCUCUAGAUAGAUUUAGCGUCUUGUCCUCCGCGAAAUUCUUUAAAAAAAAAUAACAAAACAACCCAGUUACCGCUAUGUUUUUUACCAGUAUUAUCAUAUUUUUAUAGUAUUUCCCACUAUUACCCAUUUCACAUGAGUGAUACGGAGAGCGACGGAGACGCACAAGGCGAGGGCGUCGUGGAUCCGGAUAUCUUCUCAUCGGACAGCAGGGAAUCCGAUCAGCCCGUCGUGCGCAGGCGGAACUGGCAGCGGAUUAUGACCCAGAAUCCCGACUUUGAUCCGGAUCAUGUGCUGCGCGAAAUGGAGGAUGCAUACAAUUCUGAUGACGCCAGUGGGGACUCCGAAGAGGCUGUGCCAUACUUGGAGCCUGCGGACGUGAGAGCAGGCGCUCGGGCGGUAGCCGCACAGCUUCGCCAUGAGCUCUUACUGCUUGAUCGUCGACUGGCAGAGCCCGAGGAGUAUCCAGAACCAGCUGAAGAUCAGCGGCUCAUUGUGGAUCCGCCGCCUGAGAAUCAGAUAGAGGCUGAGCUGCAAGCAGAUCAGCCCAAUGAGAACCAGGAGGCCGAGCCCCAGGCGCAACUGGCAGACCAAGAGCAGCCCGAAGCUCCUGCGGUGCUCCUGGUGGAUCCUCCGCCCAUGCCCAGUCCGCCCAGCACUUCCCGCCGAAACCAAGGCGAGGAACCAGGUGUGAUCUCACUGGACACACCGUCACCGCCGAAAAAACGCAAACGUCUCUCUGCCGCCGCCGAUAAAAGCCUUAAAAAAUCGCCCGAGGGCAAACCCACAAUUGUGGAGGACGAAGAUGAUGGCCUCACGUGUCCCAUUUGUCUGGACUCCUGGGAGAUGAGCGGCGAGCAUCGACUGGUCUCCCUGCGCUGUGGCCACCUCUUCGGAGAGUCCUGCAUACGAAGAUGGCUGAACGAGAGCCAACGCCAAUCCUCCGUAAAAGUGUGUCCGCAGUGCAAAACCAAGGCCACAUUCAGGGACAUUCGUCACCUGUACGCCAAGCGAAUCCAGAUGCUGGAUACGGAUAUUAGGGAGCAAUUGGAGGCGGAGCGUCGGCGUACCCAGACCCUGACCACAGAGCUGGCCACCGCCAAGCUGGCCCACACUCUGACCGCCGAGAAGCUGAUGCUCCUGCAGAAGGACAACGAACGGCUGAAGGAGCUGGUGAGGGCGGGCGGCGGUCGAGGAGCCUUUGGAGGCGAUGCAGAUGGCUGCGGUGGCCAGAAGGGCAUUCACCAGCUGGCCAUGCAUCGCUUGUACAUGGAGAAGAACUUUGAGAUCACCCGAGAGCCCGGCUGUCGGGUGCUACUCUACUCCGCCAAGCACUCCAUGCUGGUGGCCUCCCAGAAGAGCGCGCAGAACUUGUUCCCCGGCUAUGGGGUGCGGUUCAUCGAUCCGCCCAGCUUCAAGCCACUGCACUUCCUGCACACCUCGGCACUGUUGGUCAGGGACAUUGCAUUUAGCGAGUCCCAGCACCUGCUAACGGUGGCCAGUCGGGAGCCGAAGAUCAAGAUCUUUGACAUUAGGACGCGACUGUGCUCGUCCAUGUUCACCGCUCAUGACAAGAUGCUCUGGUCCUGCGCUCUGGAUCGCAACGAGCGCGAGCACUUCCUGUACGGCGGCGAUCUGCGAGGAGGGGUCUAUAUCUAUGACUUGAGGUUUCCCGAGAACAUACUCUGCGAGUUCCAAGCCGAAGACAACUUUAGUCCUGUGAUACACAUAGUUCCAGUGCCACCCAAUAAGACUUUUAUCAGUGGCGGCUUCCUGGUCUGCCAGCUGACGGCCCUCACCUUCUACGAGUACGCCGCGGCCAAUGAUACGGCAGUGCCCACGCGGCUCAAUGUGGAGGGACCGUUCUUGUCCAUGCAGUACGAUGCCGUGCAGGACACGGUGCUCAUCUCGGCCCGCUCCAAUCCCACUUCGCCCCAGUCCCGCUUCAUACUGGGCCGAAUGGACAAGAUGGACGGUACGCCGGUGCUGAAGGUGAAGGCAACCAUCUUCGGCUCGAAGGCCACGCCGAUUAUGACGCGACCGACCCAGCUGGGCGUCGAGGAUAACACCCUGGUUGUGGGCUAUCUGCAGGACAGCAAGCAGCUGAUGAUGCACGAUGUACGGCGGGAGGAGCGGGUGCAAACGAUGCCCGUCAACGAGGUGGUCUACGACAUCUGCCCGGUAGCCACUCAGGCCGGAUCCUAUUUGGCCGCCCUCACCGACAACAAGUGUCGCGUCUACAAAGUUAACAGUUCCAAGCGAUGAGAAAUGCCCGCAUGUGCACUCGUUUUCCAUGAAAAUACCCAAAGAAGUGUUUAGUUGUAGGUGAUUUCUUAAAAAACAAGAGACUGCUGAAAAUGGACGAACAUAUAAGCCUUAGUUGUUAGUUUAAAUUUUCUCAUUAUUUCCGUUUAUUAAACAUUUGUCAACCUUGCGGUUCGCGUACAAGAUUACUCUGAACAUAAAUCUAUAUUGUGUACUCCAUGUUCUGUUUUUGAUUCUUGAUUUCAAUUUUUGAAUGCUCGUAAACUGUUGUGGAUAAGUCUUGUAUAAAACAAUAGAAAAUGUUGGUUCGAUUAAUAAUAUACAUAUAAAGCUAUACAAAAA
Messenger RNA from Drosophila biarmipes, 2634 nucleotides. Its product is annotated as E3 ubiquitin-protein ligase RFWD3. The transcript is spliced from 2 exons. The coding region runs from base 163 to 2292 and encodes 709 amino acids. Gene Ontology annotation, cellular component: nucleus. Gene Ontology annotation, biological process: interstrand cross-link repair; protein ubiquitination. Gene Ontology annotation, molecular function: protein binding; ubiquitin protein ligase activity. Lineage: Eukaryota; Metazoa; Arthropoda; Insecta; Diptera; Drosophilidae. The record is from RefSeq and is a predicted model, not a curated record.